Molecule: messenger RNA, 1026 nt
Organism: Andrographis paniculata
Lineage: Eukaryota; Viridiplantae; Streptophyta; Magnoliopsida; Lamiales; Acanthaceae
Exons: 2
Coding region: 29-730 (233 amino acids)
Source: RefSeq, a predicted model, not a curated record
UGCAGUGCUCGCAUCUCGCUUAGCUCCAAUGGAAGAUGUUGGCGGCGGCGCCACCCGAUUGCACCACCCGCGCGCCUCGCGGUCCUCCGACAGGUUUUUGGGGAUCGUAGGACCGCAACCGUUAUCCGCCGCGUCUCCGGUGGAGCUUUCCGAGCAGGAUAUCUUCAACACUCCAUCGGGGAGUUCGCCGCCUUCACCUACCUACUCCGGUUCGAGGAGCCCUAACUCGACGCGAAGCGCACCACAAACUCACAGACGCGGACAGUACGGCAUCCUAGCGGCUCUCAAUGACAAUCUCAGAGCACGUUCCGGAUCCGGAUACGGAAUCCGACCAGUGUUCAACCACAAGGCGUCUACAUCGGCAUCAUUAUCUUCAUCCUCCUCGAAUUCUCCGGCGACGACCUCCGCCACGUCUCGGAUGAUGAUUCCGAGGAGGCAUCCGCCUCCGCCGCCGGUCGAUAGGACGCGGCUACGGCAUCAAUCCGCGCCGGUGAACGUGCCGGUGAUGCCGCCUGCGAUGAUGCGGAGAGCUAGGGAUUUGGAGAACGUACUAUCGGAGAAGGAGGGGGAAGACGAUGAGGAGGAGAAGACGAAUGGAGUGAUAUUGCCGCCGCACGAAAUGCUGGCGGCUAGGUAUUCGCCGAUAUUGUCGUCGUCGGUGCUGGAAGGGGCGGGUCGGACGCUGAAAGGCAGAGAUCUCAGGCAGUUUUUAUGUGUAAGAGCUGCUUAAAUUUAGUCAUAUUAGAAGAGGGUAAAUGUUAAAGACGUAUGAAUUUCAGAGCUGCUAGGAGUCUUAUCAUAUGAAGAUACAAAGUUAAAUAUCUUACAUUGUAUUAGAAAUGUCAAUGGAUGAGUGGAUAUAGGACAAUGAUUUGAUACUGAGCUUGUCCCGACCUGGUGAUGUUUGGAAAUAGUAAAAAUUUAUAUGAUAUGUGUUUUUGAAACGAUGAAAAUAAGUAUUUGAUGUGAUAUUUUAAAUAAAAGUCGAUCAUCAUAUAGAGUUGUUUGAGGUAAUUCAUUUUAUUU